UUGAGCCAAGCCAGCACCUGCAUUGCUUUCGUCGAUAAUAUAAGGCUUUUUGGGACUGUGGCCAAACAGCGUCAGAUAUUAGAUGUGAGAAAUACAGUUACCGAUUUUCCUAGGCUUCUUGGUAAAAUGUUUAAUGAUCCCUCUGCCCAGAGGGAGAUGAGCCUGACGACUAAUAUCUACAGGGAGUUAGAAGAUGGCAGAAUUGGAGUUCAGGUAUCUUACUUUGGACAAGAUGAAAUCCUUACGCCUGAGCAAUUAUACGCAAUGCAACUGACAAAACUCGUUGAAAUCACAGAGACAAAUCUUGGCACAAAAGUCGUCGAUAUUGUAAUCAAUGCGCCUUCCUAUUUUACCGACUCUGAGCGGCGAGCUCUGAUGGACGCUUCUCGAAUCGCAGGACUUAACUGUGUUAGAAUCAUUAAUGACACCACUGCCAGUAUGUCAAAUUUGUUUUCUAAUCCCUCCUAG
Protopolystoma xenopodis is the source of this 468-nucleotide messenger RNA. The record is from the annotation of a GenBank genome assembly. Lineage: Eukaryota; Metazoa; Platyhelminthes; Monogenea; Polystomatidea; Polystomatidae.